Rhizoctonia solani is the source of this 3156-nucleotide messenger RNA. RefSeq names its product metal-binding regulatory protein cuf1. The transcript is spliced from 9 exons. The record is from RefSeq and is a predicted model, not a curated record. Bases 1 to 3156 code for a protein of 1051 amino acids. Lineage: Eukaryota; Fungi; Basidiomycota; Agaricomycetes; Cantharellales; Ceratobasidiaceae.
AUGCGCCGAUCACGACACACGUUUGUCGCCCGAGGGAAAGGGGUUUUCCGGUGGAUUGUGGCGGGAAUCCGGGCGGCGUGGGAGGAUCGGGAUCCGGUUGGGGUCGGGCCGGAUAUAAAUGCACUGCCUCGGCAUGAUAUACGUCAACGAAAAGAAAUAUGCCUGCGAGACGUGUAUCAAAGGACACCGGUCGUCGUCGUGUCAGCAUACGGACCGGGCACUGUUCGAAAUCAAGAAAAAAGGACGACCGGUGCACGUGCGGUGUUCGUGCGACUCGAAGCCGGAUGGAGUACCGAUGCCCAAAGUGCCCGGCAAAAAAGGCAGCCGACUCCCCGCAGAGCCCGCAUACCCCCAUGGGCUCAGUCCAUCGCUCUCGGGGGUGGCAACGUCGCCAGCACCAAGCAAGAGCAGCCAGACGCUCAACCAGACAGGUUCGCGCCCCGUCCUGUCACGGGCCCUUUGUUUCCCACUAAAUACAUAUUUUUUCGAAUUAUCGUAGCGAUGACCGAAGUCAAAUACCAAGUCGCACGCACACUCGCACUCUCACUCGUCUUCGGGACACACCCCUCCCCCGGCCACGAUCCCAGCAACCCCCACCCCCACCAUGCCCAGCACGCACACGCAUAUGCCCCGUAUACCCGCCCUGUCCGUCUCUCGACCGAUCAAUUGCCCCAAAGCCAUGCCCAAGUUCAAACCAUGUAUCGUCUCGGCGCCUGUGCAUGUGGCACUGCUUGCCAAUGCCCCGAAUGCGCUCAGCACAGAAGACUGCCACAUACCCACAGUUCCAAUCCGGCCCACACCUCCCCUAAUCAACCCUUCCAGGGCCACGGGGGCGACCCAUGUCCCAUUCGCUGCGGCAACUGCUUCGACUGCGCCGGCGGUCUUACUCUAUUGCUUGACCCAGCCCAAGCCAGCGCACACCCCCUCGAAUCCGAAUCCACCCAGUUCUCGUCCUCCAACAACGGGUCCUAUACAUACUCGAACCAGGCACUCACCGCCACCAACCCCAGGCUUCAUCAGAACGGAAACGGAUACAACCACAGUCCGAACUCAACCCCGAAUGGAUCGGGCUACUUUACCCAGGGUACAACCGCAGCCGAUGUCGAGAUGGACGAAUUCAAUGCUGCCAUGGCCGGAUUGGAUGCCGGGAUUGCUGCCGAAGCAAACGGGAGUCCUGGCCCGGCAUGCUCGUGCCCAGCUGGGCAGUGCACUUGUCCUGGCCAUCAGCAUGGGGAUGGAAACAGAUACUGGGAUCGCCCUCGCUGUGGAUUCGCUGUCUCGACCGAGCGUGGUGGGUGCUGCCCCAGUCCAGGCAUGCACGACAUGGUCAGCGAAGUGGGCAGCGAUAUCGGUAUCGGUGUCGGCAGUGACGGCGGGUUUGGCGUAGGUAGCGACGGAGGGAUCGGUUCAGAUGCCGGUUCGGUCGCCGGGGUGGGCUCCACAAACUUGAGUAUGGACUUUGCAGAUCUCGAUUUCGGUACCUUGGGUAUCCCGCCAAUGGCAUAUGACCAACGACUCUCGGGGGAAUAUGUGUACGCCGAGGGCGUAUACCGGGAUUCAGGUCACUUUUCGCACCCUCGCGAUUCGGGCCAAUUUUCCCAUCACAGAGACUCGUCCCAAUUUUCGAAUCACUCGAAUUUGUCGUUGCCUUCAUCGAUCGACUCGGCCUCCAUAUCGCUCGCUUCCUUGGCCUCGUCGCACGGCAUAUCCAGUUUGGCUUCGUCCCAUGGAAUACCAUCUUUGGCCUCUUCCCAUGGAGUCAUCACGCCACACAGUUCACCCCUUUCUGGACGUGUCACCCCCAAUCGAGGUCUAUCCGGGCGCAUCACGCCCGUACGCGGAAUGGGUCCCAACGGUCUCGGACAAAUGCAAAACGGCAAGCCUGUCCGGGCGUACAGACGCAUUUUGCCCAAAGUCGCAGCUACGGUCUCGAACCAUCGUCCGUUCAGGCGUCAUCACACGCAGCAACAGCCUUCGCUGCACGCUGUUAUGGAAGGCGAUGUCAACCAAGCGAUCGGGACCACUCCUCCGCCCUCGCAGGUCUUGUUGCAGCCCGGCCAACAGAGGAUUCGUCCAUCUGUGCGCAGUCAUUUGCCGAUUGUCGGAAAGUACUUUGCUCCUGGUGCGAGGUUCGAGCCGAGUCGAUUCAGGAAUGCCGCCGCCGCUGCUGCGGCCGCACAAGCUCAAUUACAGGCUCAGCAGGCUGCUCAGGCGCGGGCCCGUCAGCAACAGCUGCACCUCCAGGCUGGAAUGACCCCACAAGAAGCUGCUGCGUAUGAAGAAGCGUCUUAUGCAGCCUCGCUUGAUGGCUCAUACGACGGGUCCCAAGGUUUCUCGCCCCAAGAACAACCACUCGGGUCAUUUGCAGAGGAAGAAGAGGAUUUGAUGUAUCAAGAGGAAGAACAAGCGCGGUUGGAGGCCCAAAACGGGUACGGGUUCCAAGAAGCGGUGGGCCAGUUUGGGGGUGCAGAGCCUGGCGUGGGCGCAGUGCUCAAGUCCAGGCUCAGGAUGCGCGGCUACAAGCUCAGGCUCAGGCUCAGCCAGGCCCAGGCCCAGGACAUACGGUUGCAGGCUCAAGUUCAGGAUGUACGGUUACAAGCCCAGGUUCAGAUGCAACAGCAAACCCAAUCUCAGCACUCGUCCCCCACUCAUACUGUUCACCCGUCACCUGUCUCUGCUACGCUCCCCGUCCACGCUCAGAUGGUCUCUGGAUUCGCGCACGCACCUGCUCCGUACAUCCCUGCCGCCACGUCUUACGGCCAACUUCCGACUGAUCAACGGCCUCAAUUGCCGCUACAGCACUCGUCAUCCACCGCUACAGGAAUCAUUGUCGAUGCCUCUAUGCAUAGUCCGGAUCCCACACCUGCUCCACCGUCGCCCAAGAAAGUCAGCUCGGGCAUCCCAAUGCAGCAUACAAUGUCCCUCCCCUUGUCCCGGACGACGUUCAACGAGCAGGUGUCGCCCAUGCACGCUUACGACGACGCGGACGUCAAACCCGAAGGCGGAAUCAAGGAACUUCCCAUGCAAGGAGGCGGACAAGGCGGAGGACAAGGCGGGCCAGGCAAGAAGAGUCGGUGGCCGAGUUUCAGUGUACACGGUCAUCGCGUCAUGGUCGGUGCCAAGGUGAUGGGCGCUGCGUACGCUCAGCGCGGGUGA